UGCACCAACUAGUGAGUGUCAUCAUUCUGUUGUGUGAGUGUGAUCUAGUCACUCUCAUUUGUUCACUCACUUUUUACAGACGAUGCAAGCUCCUGUUGAACCACCAUCUUGUGCGCUACCAUUCUCCGCUGAAGCUGAUGGACGCCAUUACUAUUGGAGGGGGCUUUGUCAUAGACUGGGAUCUAACAUCAUUGCUGUGUAUGACUCAAGAACUGAGCAGUGGAGCCUCUUGCCCACCACUGGACCUCCACCCCCUGGAGAGUGGGGUGGUUGCUCUGUUUGUGUAGGUCGUUGCCUCUACGCAUUUUGUAGUCAUGGGCAUGAUUACGUCAAUGACAUGUACAAGCUUGAUCUGGACACUCUCCAGUGGACCGAAGUUGAAACCACUGGUGAUCAACCUGUUAAAAAGUCUUACUGUGGACUUGUCAGCGUGGAUGAGAGAACUCUGUGCUGCUUUGGAGGACUCGGUAUUGGUCCCACACAACCAGGAUCAACAUUCACCAGGAACACACGAUACACUGAUGGACGUGGAUGGACAAAUGAGUUCCAUCUCUUUGAUGUAAAAAAUGGUGUCUGGUCGUCCCCUGAACUCAAAGGAGAGAGACCUCCUCCCUGUACUGGCUUUUCAUUCACCAAGUUGGACCAGCACAGGGCAGUCCUCUUUGGAGGGACACAACCAAACCAUAGGGUUAAUGAUGUCUACGUUUUCGACUUCAGGAAAAUGGAGGUGACUAAGGUGAAGCCAGUACAGGGAGAGCCAUGGCCAGUGGAGAGGGCAUUCCAUGCUGCCUGCUGUCUCAACUAUAGCGAAGACCACCCUCAACUACUGGUGUAUGGAGGACUGGAUAAUUACAACAAGACACUGGGGGGCAUGUGGAUACUUGAUGUUGACACUGGCAAGUGGGCAGAAGUGUCACAUCCUGAGUCUUCUGUGAAACCACGUUGUCACCACUCCACCACAGCCACCAGUCUCGGACCAGGGGUCACUGAGGUCCUCGUGUUUGGAGGCCGUCGGGAGAGGGGGGGAGAUAACAUUGCAGAGACAACCAUACUGAGAUUCGAGUUAACUGGACCAUCAACGUCUGGUGCUGAACCCACAGCUGGGAAGUGGGCUAUUGUUGAUGUGGCCCACAACAACACUAGAGGCUCCAGCCAGCGACUGAGAGAAAAGAGGAUAGAGAUCGGACAAAAAACUGCUCGUGCCUCAUCAGUCAGUGUGACCAGCGACCACUCCUCUCAAGACCAGGUGAGGGCUCUGGAACAACAGCUACGAGCAGCAGAGCAGAGAGAACAGGACACUCAACGUUGCUGUGAACAAUUGUUACAAAAUAAGGAUCGAGAAUUGGCUACUCAAGGUCAAGAAUUAGCUACAAAAAAACGAAACUUAACCGAGGCCAACCAUCACUGUGUAGACACUGAGAGACAACUCAGAGAAGCUCAACAAACAGUCCAAGAUGGCAACAGAAGAGAAGCUGACCUAUGUGCUCAAAUCAUAGCUCUCAGGAGUGAGUUAGAAGGCAAGACGAAAGAGUUGGCAGCACACAACACAGAGGUGUGGAGGAUACCGGCCAACAGAGUGAUCAUUGGCAGGAGAAUUGGCAAAGGAGGGUGGGGGGAGGUGCUGGAGGGAACAGUCAGGGUGGCCAUCAAGCAACUACACAAAGAAAUUGCUGUCCCAAUCCACAUCGAAAAAAUGGAGAGAGAAAUGAAGCUAUUGGCUGAAGUACGACAUCCAAACCUUGUGCAAUUCAUUGGAGCUAUUUUUGAUGAGCAAAAUCAAGCCAAUCAAUCCCCUCCUCUCAUCAUUACAGAGCUUCUUGACAUAAAUCUUAGACAAGCAUACGAGACGAAUCAACUGGUACCAUUAAACCGCCUCUCAAUCUUCAUUGACAUUGCCCUAGCUCUGGACUACCUGCACCAGCGCUACGAUCCCAUCAUCCACCGUGAUGUGAGUGCUCCCAACGUCCUCCUCCAGCGAAUGCCCAAUCACCAGUGGAAGGGGAAGGUCUCUGACCUCGGCUCAGCCAACUUCCUGCAACAUGCUCAGACGAUGGGAGAGGGGGCUAUAGUCUACUCCCCUCCUGAAGUUAUCCCUCAAGCCUUUGAUCUUCUCACUCCCCCUCUGAGACAGUCUGUCAAGAUCGAUGUGUACAGCUAUGGCAUUGUCCUCUGUGAGGUGACCGCUAGUCGAUUCCCAAGUGCUGAACAUUAUCGAGACAUGAUGCACCAAAUACAGAGAGAGCGUCCUGCACUGUAUGACCUGAUUGUCCGCUGCACUAAGAGAGAGCCCAGUGAUCGACCCAGUAUGUCCGAGGUGCUCGUGGAACUGAACAAAAUAGUACCCUUUUAAUAGACUAUACCAACAGGCCAGGUCUUUUUUGUCCAUGCCAUUCUACACGGUGCAUUGUGCAUGCAUGCAUGUGUUGUACUAUGCGUUUAUAACAUCUAUAGUGGGCAGGCUGAUUUGUAUAAAUAAAAUAUCCAAUUUUUUGGUGUUCACUGUGUACCCUUUUCUCAUCA
Molecule: messenger RNA, 2520 nt
Organism: Halichondria panicea
Lineage: Eukaryota; Metazoa; Porifera; Demospongiae; Suberitida; Halichondriidae
Exons: 5
Coding region: 83-2350 (755 amino acids)
Biological process (GO): protein phosphorylation
Molecular function (GO): protein binding; ATP binding; protein kinase activity
Source: RefSeq, a predicted model, not a curated record